Molecule: messenger RNA, 912 nt
Organism: Jatropha curcas
Lineage: Eukaryota; Viridiplantae; Streptophyta; Magnoliopsida; Malpighiales; Euphorbiaceae
Product: cryptic loci regulator
Source: RefSeq, a predicted model, not a curated record
GGCGCUGCCUCCGUCGCCGACUCUUUAAAUAUUUCAAAAUUUUUCAGUCGUAGGCAUUUUCGAAUUUUGGAGGGUCGCUUCAAAAUUUCCCGGUUCGAAGUUCAUGGACUUAGCAUCCACAGCUUGGGGGGCCGGCGAGGGGGAGGAAUGGGAACUCCGCCACGAUGAUGAUGGCUUCACUUACAAGAUUCUCAAGCGCCAGCGCCUCCUCGACCCAGCCGCCGGCGCAGUUCAACCUUCUCUCACGGACCCCAAGGCCGAAGAGAGGCACCGAAGACAACGAAAGAAAAAUGCCCUCUUGAAAUUAAAAAGUCAGUAUCAGAAGGAACUCGACCAGUGGGAACUUUUGUCGAGCACAUUGCAAGCAAUGGAAGAGAAAGCGAAUCAACAACUUGAAUUGCAAAAACGACAGCAAGAUGUGGGCAAAACGGCGUCUUCGUCUUUGGAAUCAAGUUUGACGCCCAUGGAGGGAUCCGAAAAUGCUUGUGGGUCAUUAAUCGAUGAGCUCCUUUCGCAGGCUGAGGCUCAAGAAGCAGUAAUCCGUGAUGUAUCAUACUUAUGUGAUAUAGCAGAAGCAAUGUGCAGCGCUCAAGAGGAGUGGCUAGCACAAUCAUUUAUUGAUCUCCCAGUUUGGUCUUCUCCUCGAAAGCUUAUCGCUUCGCUUUGUGAUGAGUAAGUUUAAGUUUGGUUUUAGUAGUUACUAUCUUAACUCCUGGAAGGAAAUAUGUAAAGCUUGUCCUGCAAAAGUAUAAGUCCUGUUUAAUUAAAAAGGACGCUAUUCUUGUAUAAGACUUUAAAGUUAUCUUCUUUGUUGUAGAUUUCUACAUUUGAAAGAUAGUUUGUUCAUAUUUUCAACUAUAUUAUCUGAUUGAUCUUGUGUAAUUGAGGCUAAAUAUGGGAAAAUUUUAACUA